GUUAAUCUAUUGCCAGCUCAACAUAUAGACACCGCCAACAGAUGUUGGCAGUGCGGAAAAUCAAGUGAGCGCAGCCAGAAGCCAAAUCCCAGUUGUUUUGGUGAAGAAAAUCGCAGGACUUCCAGAAAAUGUCGCGCCUCCUGUUCGUGGCGUUGCUGGCCUUAAGUUUAGGAUGUGUGGCGCCCAGCAGCAGCAACCACCUGCCAGCGGGAAUGAACGAGAGGUUCUUUGACCAGGUGCGGGCGCUUAUCAAGCGACGGCUACAGGAGAAGGGGCUCACGAAGCCGGAACAGCUGGAUCUGCCAUUGCCGCUGGCGGAUGAUGAUGCAUUGGCCUUGCAGAACCAACGCAGCUACGACAAUGUGCCCCUUCCGGCUGCCAGUGUUCCGACUCCGGUGCUCGUGGAAAACUGGCCAACCGAGCAGCAUAGCUUUGGCCAGGUCACCGCCGUGGCUGUGGAUCCCCAAGGAAAUCCUGUUGUUUUCCAUCGUGCCGAACGCUACUGGGAUGUAAAUACCUUUAACGAGAGCAAUAUAUACUACCUUAUUGAGUACGGCCCAAUCAAGGAGAAGACCAUCUACGUGCUGGACGCGAAGACGGGGGCCAUCAAUUCGGGAUGGGGAUCGAAUAUGUUCUACAUGCCACAUGGGAUGACCAUCGAUGGACACGGCAAUUACUGGAUUACAGAUGUGGCCAUGCACCAGGCUUUUAAGUUUAAGCCGUUUAGCAACAAGCCACUGCUUACAAUUGGCAAGCGAUUUAGGCCCGGAUCAUCCGUUAAGCAUCUGUGCAAGCCCACUUCCAUUGCAGUGGCUACAACGGGGGAGUUCUUUAUUGCUGAUGGCUACUGUAAUAGUCGAAUACUUAAGUUUAAUGCCGCAGGCAAGCUGCUACGUACGAUUCCCCAGCCACCCGAAUUUCUCUCAUUGCAGGUGCCACAUGCAAUUACCCUGCUAGAACACCUGGAUCUUUUGUGCAUCGCCGACAGGGAGAACAUGAGAGUAGUCUGUCCCAAAGCUGGCUUGAUAUCCUCCCAUGGCGAGGGUGAACCGGCAGCCACCAUCCAGGAACCGGACUUGGGACGCGUUUUCGGAGUCGCCAGCUAUGGCGACAUAGUGUUUGCUGUGAAUGGACCCACUUCUAUGCUGCCCGUGCGAGGAUUUACAAUCGAUCCGCGCUCCGAAACUAUCAUCGGACAUUGGGGAGAUUUCAAGAACCCACACUCCAUGGCGGUCAGUGUCAACGGAUCGGCACUGUAUGUGACCGAGAUUGGAACGAACCACCAAACGAAUCGAGUUUGGAAGUAUGUGCUGGCCUGAGCCUAAUUCGAAACCCUCAAAAAGGCCCGACUCGCACUGCGCUCCUGCAUAUCCUUAGAUCCAUAGAUCCCUCUCAAUUAGUCACCAGCAGAAACAGAAUGGAAAACAGAAUCAGAUACAGAUAAUACAGAACCUAAGCAUAAGCAGAGCCCACACCAAGUACAGUUUAACGUGACUCAUUGUCAGAUCAAUAGAGAAUAGUAAGUGCUUAAGUAAUGUACAAGUUAAGUAUGUAAAUUGCUUGAAAACAAUACCACAACAAACAUAACCUCAGACUCUUAUGUUUUGCACUGUAAUGAGCAAACGAAAACGAAAACGAAAUUACAAAGCAGCUUAAAUAGUACAUAUACUUAAAUGUAAUAGCUAUGCGUAGGCACUAACUAGGCACGAAUGUGAGGAUGUGGGGACGUGAGCAUGGAUAACCGAUUCCGCAGAUAACCGGGGGCAACCAGCGCAUAUAAACAUACUUGUGUAUCAUAUUGUAACCUAUAUCAAAUAUAUAAUCGUAUCUGUAUCUUAUCAACGUAUCGUAGCCAAUGUAAAUUAUGUAUGUAAUAAACUGUUGUUGUUGUGACGUGAA
Drosophila eugracilis is the source of this 1899-nucleotide messenger RNA. RefSeq names its product peptidyl-alpha-hydroxyglycine alpha-amidating lyase 2 (gene Pal2). Gene Ontology annotation, cellular component: membrane; extracellular region. The transcript has 6 exons. The record is from RefSeq and is a predicted model, not a curated record. Bases 129 to 1319 code for a protein of 396 amino acids. NCBI's taxonomy places the organism in Eukaryota, Metazoa, Arthropoda, Insecta, Diptera, Drosophilidae. Gene Ontology annotation, biological process: peptide metabolic process. Gene Ontology annotation, molecular function: protein binding; catalytic activity.